AUGAAGACGGUCGGGAAUCACAACACAUGCCUGCUAGGGAAGGCACUCACCUGCAAUUACCACAGGAGACCGAAGUACUUGGAGAUCGAUAUUGAUAUCGCGAGCUUGACAAUCACGACGGUGAUCCUACACCUGGCGCUGGGGUGCGUGACGAUCGACAUGGGGUUCCUUGUGGAGGCACAGGAGGAAGAGCUGUCCGAGAGGUUGAUCAGCGGGGUGAGGGUUUGUCAGAUGGAGAUGCCCGACAGGCUACCAUCGACCUCUUCCCUUGGCAUGUCCUCGUCGAUUGAGGAUCUCACAGCGAAACGAACGCGAGAAUGGUUCACUAUGACGAGAAUCCCCUUUUGGAGAUGCCAAAGAGAAUGGGUUCUACAGUAG
This is a messenger RNA of Linum tenue, 378 nucleotides long. The record is from the annotation of a GenBank genome assembly. Lineage: Eukaryota; Viridiplantae; Streptophyta; Magnoliopsida; Malpighiales; Linaceae.